This is a messenger RNA of Cryptomeria japonica (Japanese cedar), 1560 nucleotides long. RefSeq names its product DNA-directed RNA polymerase subunit beta''-like. The coding region runs from base 43 to 1560 and encodes 505 amino acids. Gene Ontology annotation, biological process: DNA-templated transcription. Lineage: Eukaryota; Viridiplantae; Streptophyta; Pinopsida; Cupressales; Cupressaceae. The transcript has a single exon. Gene Ontology annotation, molecular function: DNA binding; DNA-directed RNA polymerase activity. The record is from RefSeq and is a predicted model, not a curated record.
AAAAAGCACAUUUUUGCUUUUUUGAAUGACCCCCGUUCAAAAAUGAUAAAAUAUGGGAAUAUUCUCGGAGGUUAUUCAAUUGAAAAAAAAAGGAAUUCUCUUGAAAAUCAAUUAGACGGAGGGCCCAGAUUAAAAAUAAAAAAGACUUAUGCUUCUCUUAUUUCAGUAGGAACAAAUGAGAUCAUUAUCAAUAUGAUUCAAAUUAGCUUGCUGAAAUACCCUUUUUUCAAUAUCGCAAAAAGGGAAAAUAUAGCAAGUUCUCCAUUUUUGUUUCAUAACAAAUUAGGUCACACUAAUUUGAAUGAUCAAAGUAAAUUACUGAGUAAGGGAACUAUUCGUUCAUUACCUAAUGAGAAUAAAAAAGAUGAAUCUUUUACUAUUCUUUCUCCUUCUAAUUUUUUGCAAAUCGUUUUGUUUCAUGAUUUAAAAUGCUUGAGUACAGUAAAAAAGUUGGAUGCAAAUAAAAAAAGAAUUGAAUUGUUAGGUCUCCUGGGUCAUUUACAUAGUAUUGCUAAUCGUUUCCCAUACUCUCAUUUCAUGACUUAUAAAAAAGUGUUACUAACUGAACGUUCAAUUUCUAACAAUGACUCGAAUAAUUUCCAAUUAGCUAAAUGCUAUUUUAUGGACGAAAAGAGGGAAAUUUAUCAAUUUGAUUCAUGCAGGAAUAUUAUUUUCAAUUUCUUCAAUUUGAAUUUGUACUUUUGCCUAUCCAAUUUUUUGGAAAAAACAUUUCCAGUAGUCAGCCUUGGACAAUUUUGUUCCGAAAGUAUAUGGAUAUCCGAAGAUAAACAACUCCAAGGAUCUGGUCAAAUUGUAGUUGUUCAUGAGGAAUCUUUCGUCAUUAGAUUAGCUAAACCCUAUUUGGGUACUCGAGGAGCAACUCUUAAUAGUUAUUAUGGGAAAAUUCUUUACCAAGGAGAUACAUUAAUAACUCUGUUAUACGAAAGAUUAAAAUCCGAUGAUAUAAUUCAAGGUCUUCCUAAAGUUGAACAAUUGUCAGAAGCCCGCUCAAAUACUUCAAUAUCAAAAAAUCGAAAAAAAAGAUUUCAAAAAUUGAACAGAUACCUAGCAAUAUUUUUUGGAAACUUUUGGGGGUCAUUCACCAGUGUUAGAAUGACUAUGGAGGAUAGUCAGAAUCAGUUGGUCGAUGAAAUUCAAAGGGUUUAUCGAUCCCAGGGGGUACAAAUUUAUGAUAAACAUAUAGAAAUUAUUGUUCGCCAAAUUACAUCGAAAGUUUUAGUUGUAGAUGUUGACAGGUCCGAAAAUAAAAAUUGGGAAAAUGGACUAGGUAGUCUUUUUUUACCCGGAGAACUCGUUGGAUUAUCACGAGUACAAAUAAUGGAUCGCGCUCUAGAAAAAAGAAUAAACUAUCGAACCAUUUUAUUGGGAAUGACAAACGCAUCUCUGAAUACUCAAAGUUUUCUGUCAGAAGCGAGUUUUCAGGAGACUGCUCAGGUCCUAGCUAAAUCUGCUCAUACACUGUUACGCUUGCGAAAGAGAGCGAGUGACACGAGGAUCCAUCUGCAAGAGAUGGAGUCUUUUGUUGUUUAUCGGCAGUGA